AUGUCGAAUUUGCUCUGGAACGUGUCUUGCGAACUGGUGAGAGGAUGUUUUGAUGCUUUCAAAGGUCUAUGGUUUGUCAGCCAACUGGACAAAGAUGAAGAGUAUGUCGUAAUCAACAGUGCUCCUCGGGUUGCACCGAAAACUGUUAUGCAGCAGAGACGUGAACAGCGGGGUACUGUUGCACGGCCUGCGGAAAGGAUUUAUCGACGUAGAGAACGUGUUUGGAAGCGGGUACUUCAAUGCCUCGCAACUAACGCAGGUGUUUGGAUACUAGUUUGGGCAUUGCUCAAAUUAUGUUCGUCGAGUAACGACAUGUCUGUCGGGAUUUUCGGCGCUUGUUUACGUACAUUGAAGCUCGAUCCACCUCCCAGCGUGGAGUUUAGCACGGCACUGUCUGAUUUACUAGUCUCGCUUCUCUUGGGAUGUGUAUUUCUGGCUCAAGGGCUGCUUGUGUCAUAUCUUCCGCUUCCAAGAUUCAUAUGCUCUGCCAUAUCUUUCAUUCAUUUGUCUCUUCUCAACUCUAUGUACAGUUUCGAAUAUUUCUGGUCAUCUCGCAGUGUACUACUUCACAAGCGCAUUGAAAGGCUUGAGGCUUACUUGCCAUAUUUUAUUGGUUUUGGUGCUCCUCUCACAUUUGUAUCUACUCUGAGCAGCAACUUUUUGCUUAACGGAAGCGUUUUCGGCAUUUUCUUCCCUCUGUUCAUAAUCAGCUCUUAUAAGGCUUCCUGGGAAAGGCCAAAGGAGUCGAAACGACCUACUCCGGAAUUGUGGUUCCAGAACGUACCACUCAUUAACAAUUUUAACAUAUUUUCGUGGCUGGUCCACAAUUUUGUAAAUACUGUAUAUAUUAUAAUAUGGGUAGUGUCAUUCGUUAGGGAUGUCACAGCCCGGAAUAGAGGGUCUAGCGCCUGUAGCAAGAAAUCGAAGGUCGUUCGUGAGCUUGUUCGUGAGAUCACUGGUUUUGCUCCGUACGAGAGACGUGUUCUCGAAUUGCUGCGUAUAUCCAAAGAUAAGCGAGCUCUGAAGUUCCUGAAGAAACGAGUGGGUACCCAUCUCCGUGCCAAGAAGAAGCGAGAAGAUCUGCAAGGUGUCAUCGUCGCUCAGCGGAAACACCACAAGUAA
Molecule: messenger RNA, 1122 nt
Organism: Necator americanus (New World hookworm)
Lineage: Eukaryota; Metazoa; Nematoda; Chromadorea; Rhabditida; Ancylostomatidae
Exons: 12
Coding region: 1-1122 (373 amino acids)
Biological process (GO): macroautophagy; cytoplasmic translation
Cellular component (GO): cytosolic large ribosomal subunit; ribosome; endoplasmic reticulum
Molecular function (GO): structural constituent of ribosome
Source: RefSeq, a predicted model, not a curated record